ACUUUAGUGAUCAAGUUGUUUUUUUUUGUCAACAUUACGUUUGCGAAAGACACACAAAAGCCCAGACUUUACGCAUAUUGUUAAUAGGCUAUACAAACUCAAAUUAUAGUCAGAGGCGAUCCUCUCACAUCUGCAAAAGUCCACUUCAAGGGAAGUGUAAAUAAAGAAAAAUAAAUCCUUCUGCAACUUACAUGUUUAUCAAAAACAAUGUGUUCAAUCGUGCGCAAUACCGAUGUUGAACAGAGGUCAUCUCAAGCCGUUGUUGUCGCAGUGUCAUCCCAAGCUGUCUUUGACUCAGAGAUGGAACAAGACCCAGGUUUACCAGACCUUCUGAAAAAGGGGCCAGCGUUCUCGUUCAUCGAGGCAGUGCAGCAAGUGAACAAAAAACUGAUGGACAAAAAUCCAGCAGAAACUUUGCUGUUUGAUGUGAUCCUGUUAUCUAAUUACAGCAAGGACAUCAACUCAAAGAUCAUUGCCAGUGUCAAGCAUUAUGGUCUUGCUAUCGGCAGGUUUUGCUUUUGUAACAAAGAUGACAACGUAGAGAGCUUACAAUCAAGCGACGCAAAGCUGUUCUUGUCAACGGACAGAAAUGAUGUGUUCCAGGCUUCACAACAAGGAGUCCCCUCUGCACUUCUGUUCCAUCAGCAGGCCUCGGGGCAGCAGGCCUCAGGGCAGCAGGCCUCGGGGCAGCAGGCCUCGGGGCAGCAGGCCUGGGGGCAGCAGGCCUCGGGGCAGCAGGCCUGGGGGCAGCAGGCCUCGGGGCAGCAGGCCUGGGGGCAGCAGGCCUCGGGGAAGCAGGCCUCGGGGCAGCAGGCCUCAGGGCAGCAGGCCUCAGGGCAGCAGGCCUGGAAGGAGCUCAAAGUCGUGUUCUCAGGCGACGCCCUCGGCUUCUCCCAGGACGACCUCUCCAGUCUGAGAGGACAGGGCUUCACUGAGCCACAGCUGCAGUCUCUCAAAGCUGCCAAGGACUCGGUGAAGGAGUUUGCCGUGCAGAUGGGUGAGAUGAGGAGCAGGUUUGGGCUGGUGGGCAGCCCCCUGCGGGCUGGCCUGGUGACGGUGUGGGGCUCCAGGGACGUGUGUGCCCGGGCCCUGCUGACCCUGCGGGGCUGGGGCCUGUUGGUGGACGAGGCUUUCUGCCUGGCUGGAGCUCCACUCAGCCCCAUCCUGCGCCUGCUGCAGCCACACGUCCUCUGUGUGGACGGCCUGCUCCUCGCGUGAUGGAGUGAUAGAUUGAUGGAGUGAGAGCGUAAUGGCGUGAGUUUAUACGGGACUUUCUUGAAGGAUUUAAGGAAAUAAGAUUCAGUAUUGAAUUAUGUAUAAAGUUCCCAUACUGUAGUGAAUAAAAGGCAGUUCCACUGUAGAUGGUGCUGGCACAGUAUGUCCACACUGACCAGUGGAGGGAAGCAUUGGAUCACUGUGCAGAACUGUGGUAUUCUAAUGUUUAUCAACUACUCACUGACCUAACAUUACAUGUCAUGAUGAAAGUACCGUUUGAGGGAUUGCCAAACAUAAGUUUUUGUUUUUUAUUUAGUCAACUUAUUGUUUCUAAAGUAUAGUCACGUAUCCCAAUAAUUACUAACAAUGUUUUACAAAUCCCAACAAUCAGACAUCGGCCAUGCUCUGAAAUUGUUUAUCGACACAGUAAUUCAAUUGUCUUUUUAAAUAGAACACCUCAGAAUCUCUUUUAAAUUGUGAAAGUCAUCAAAAGUGAGACUUCCUGUUUGUCUGGCCUCGGCGUGUCCUGCAUGUUGUCUCCACGGUCGGAUCUGAUGGGUGGAACAGAACUUGUGGUUAUCAGCAUAUGUUAUGGUUACGCUGUUGCUAUGGGGAAAUGGUAGUUUCCUUUGCAGAUCCUGUCUGCACUCUGCUCUGUGGCCUCAGUCACAAAGUACUGGGAGGGAAUUAUACACAUUCUGCAAAAUGAAAAUUCGGUGUUGUUUAGGUGUUGUAAAUCUAGCAUUAGGGAGGCUGGACUACCUUCUCACAAAGAUUUUACGAUUAUUGUGUAUGGAUUAUUUGAUUAAAGUACAACGGGCGGUUGUGGUCAUCGGUGUAUUAAGUUUUACAGCCACCACUGUUGGUAUCGAGAACCGUAUCAUAAACAAGCAGUAACAAUGGGUGA
Molecule: messenger RNA, 2122 nt
Organism: Osmerus eperlanus (European smelt)
Lineage: Eukaryota; Metazoa; Chordata; Actinopteri; Osmeriformes; Osmeridae
Product: cytosolic 5'-nucleotidase 1A
Exons: 6
Coding region: 208-1218 (336 amino acids)
Biological process (GO): nucleotide metabolic process; adenosine metabolic process
Cellular component (GO): cytoplasm; cytosol
Molecular function (GO): nucleotide binding; 5'-nucleotidase activity; magnesium ion binding
Source: RefSeq, a predicted model, not a curated record